This is a messenger RNA of Rosa chinensis, 378 nucleotides long. RefSeq names its product toll/interleukin-1 receptor-like protein. The transcript has a single exon. Gene Ontology annotation, biological process: signal transduction. Lineage: Eukaryota; Viridiplantae; Streptophyta; Magnoliopsida; Rosales; Rosaceae. The coding region runs from base 1 to 378 and encodes 125 amino acids. The record is from RefSeq and is a predicted model, not a curated record.
AUGGCUUCUUCUUCUACUGCUGCUGCUCAUGCUCUCCCUCAAGACAAGUAUGAUGUCUUUCUUAGUUUUUGUGGUACAGACACGCGCCAGAAGUUUACCAGCUAUCUUUAUUAUGCUUUAAAGGAGAGGAAAAUUGAUACCUACAUGGAUGAUAGGCUUGAGAGAGGAGAUGAAAUUGAACAUGCCCUGAUGGAAGCAAUUGAGCAAUCAAAGAUUUCGAUAAUUGUUUUCUCGGAAGACUACGCCUCUUCUAGGUGGUGCUUGGAUGAACUUGUGCAUAUACUGAAAUGCAAGCAAUUAAAGAUAUGGACGCAUUACUGUACCAGUAUUUUACGAAAUAGAUCCAUCAAAUGUAAGGAAACAAGAGGGGAGUUAUAA